Molecule: messenger RNA, 855 nt
Organism: Adineta ricciae
Lineage: Eukaryota; Metazoa; Rotifera; Eurotatoria; Adinetida; Adinetidae
Source: the annotation of a GenBank genome assembly
AUGAAAACAGUUCAUCGUUCGAAACGUACUCGAUUAUCCUAUCGAAGGCAUCAUCGCCGCCACCAGCAGGAUCAACAAGUUCCCAAGUAUAUCACCAAUGAUGAUGAUGAUGAAUCUGAUGGUGAGCGUGAAAUACUCCAGCAAAAAGCGGUUGCACGAAGUAACAAAAAUGCCAAUCAAAUGCCUCUUGCAUUGUUCAACGCAAUUUCAAAUUUACCAGUUGAAAAUAAACCGCACGAAACUCAUCCAUCUUCGUCUGACCAAUCGUUUUUAUAUCUUUACUCUAUAAAUAGUCUACCAAAGCCAACUGCUGUCUCCGAUGAUUUGACUCCAUUGACACACACAGCAACAAAUACAACUGCUCUGACUGUUUUGACAUGUAGUAACAGUAAACUAACCGAAACAGUGAAAAUCGAUCUAACUGACUUAACAAGUACGGACACACUGGACAUUUCAGAUCGUGACCAUUCGUUAUCACUUAAUCGAAAACGAUCAGCAGUAGACAUAAAUAACAAAAUACCAAUAUGUGACACUGACACAAGUAUGAAAUCAGUGGUGUUUUCUAAGAUGAAUUCAUUAGACGAUCAAUUAUCCUACCAGAAGCACACAUCAUGUUUUGCUCUUCCCGGUAUUGAAAAUACAGACUCCAUGACAAUGGGUAUAUCAACAAUACAACAAAAUAUAUCAUUACCAACAACAAUUAAUACUAAUGUAAACACUUAUCAACGCCCACCAAUGAGAUGGAAUCCAUCUCGAUGGUCCUUGCAAAAUAUGACAAGCAACUUUAAACUACUCAUUGGUUGUUCGUCAUUAAGUUUAAUUGCUGGAAUCGCAAUUCUUAUUAUAAUAUUAUAA